Molecule: messenger RNA, 3798 nt
Organism: Mauremys reevesii (Reeves's turtle)
Lineage: Eukaryota; Metazoa; Chordata; Testudines; Geoemydidae
Gene: LMNTD1
Product: lamin tail domain containing 1
Exons: 18
Coding region: 785-3136 (783 amino acids)
Cellular component (GO): cytoplasm; nuclear envelope
Source: RefSeq, a predicted model, not a curated record
CUCACUAAUGGGCUGAGGGUCAUGAAUGGGAACUCAGUUGAUAUGGUAUCUUCAGGGAAGCUAAGCUUUGCAGGAGAAAUCAGUACAGAGGUUCCCUACCCUCAGGAAGAGAUGCAGGACCAGGCAAUGAGGAAAUGGGGUGAAAGAAGGGAUAUGGGGGAAAACUUAUUUAUCAGGCUUUGAUGAAUGAGACUUCGUUUCCCUUUUCUGCUUGGUGAAUAAGGAUGAUAUUUGUACCAAAUAUCAAAUCUAGCUGAUAAGUAUGAGAAGGAGAGCAGAGUCCAACGAGCAUUAUCUCCUCACUUCCCCAAGUUCAUGGAAAACCAUUUGUGAGAACAAGACAUGGCUGGAACUACAACUUGGGUGAGGCAUGUCAGCUUGGUGGUACAGACCCAACUAGAGAACAGGCACUCCCCUGCCUGAGUAGUUUUAGAUGUGCUUUCCAGUAGGAUCUUGUGCUGCACCACACCUUGCAGGGUGGUGCAGUGGUAGGCCUCAGGCAGUCAGCCAAUGACCGCAUGAUUUCAGAAUCUGACUCAGCGUUUGAGUAACUCCUCUCUUCCUGUGGGCAUUUCCAUGGAAGGACUCAUCUCCCACGUGCCUUCCUCUUCCACACUGCCUGGGCAUCAGCAGCGAAGGGAGGGGGAGUAUUGAGAAAACAGGAGUGAUAAGCUCCUUGCUCUCAGUUCCUGUGCCUGGACCCAGAUCUGGCAUGGCCCCGAGCAGCCAAGAAAAUUGAAGGGAGUGUCCUGCUCAGCCCUAGACUGGAGUAUCUUCAGCGUAGAUGGAAUUAAGCUGUGAAGUUCUGAGGCUGAAGCUAAGGCACACAGAGCAGCACUUGUUUGCCCAAGAUCAAUGGCAGAGCCAAGAACCAGAACCCACGUUUCCUGAUGCCCAGAUUGAUCUGUCGUCUGAGGCUCACCAUUUAAAAGAUGAGAUGGCUGCCAUUUCUGGCACAUAUGAAAAGGAGAUGCCUGCACCUCAGGAACAACUAGAAGUGAGCAGUUGUGGCAAGAUGAGAACUGAAAUCAGCGGACACAAGAAUGCUCAAAUGGAAACCAGAUCCCAAAAAAGACAGGAGGAGCUGGAUACUGUACUCCUGAAGAAAGACGAGGACUUAAAGAAUUUAAAACUUCUUGUGGCCCAGAAGGAAACAGAUUUGCAAGAGCUGAAAACCCAAAGGACAUUAUCCUCAAUACAGCUGGAUCUAGCCAUGAAAGAGCUUGAGGAGCUAAAUAAAAACAUCCUGAUGUCUCAAAGAAAGUAUGAAGAGGAAUUUUCCCAGCGACUGAAAUUGCAGGACCAGGUACUGCAACUCAAACACCAGCUGGAGCAUCAAAAAGAAAAUUGUUUACAGGGAUCCAAAGAGAUGAGACAGAGGCUUGCAUGGUCAGAAGUUCUCAUACUCCAACUAGAAGGAAAACUCCAGGAAUUGAGCAAUCGGGACUCAGAUUCAAUGGCAAAAGUUCAGAAAAUUCGAGAAACCAAUGAAGCGGAGGUGAAACAAAUCCAAGAGGAAACUGCAACAGCCUACCAUCAAAAUUUUCUGGAGUUACAAAUGAGGUUACACACUGAUCGAGUCAUGCUGGGGAAAAUGCAAGAGGAGAACCAGUGCCUGAACCAGCGAGUUGAUAUGCUGACAGUUGAAGUUAUGGCAUUACAGAAGAAGCUCCUCUCUGAAGAGGCCAACAACAGUGCAUUCAUUGAAAAGCUGCAGUCGGAACACAGGGGGAGACAACAGCACAUUGGGGCUCUGGAGGCCAGGCUAGAGGAAUUACAAGAUCUUCUUCUAGCCAAGAUGAAAGCACUGGAGGCUGUGGAGGAGAAAAAUAUUUCCCUGCAAAAUGAGAUCAGUUUACUUAAAAGCACGUUUGGAGGAGAAAAAGGAAUGGAGGCAACCCAUUUCCAUUUGGCAUCUAACCUGUCAUACUCUGGUCACUCCCCUGUUACCUCAACUCCCAUCAUAGAUGCAUCACCCCAGCCUUCAGAGAACGUGCUCUCACCACAAUCACUUCAGCCUGCUUCUGCAGCUACUAUGAUAAGUGGAAUCACAGCAGCACCCAGACUGGCCAAAUCCGCCAGAGCAGAUCCGACUACACAAAAGAGAGUUUUAGCUCAGGGCAGCACUAACACCGAGUCACCAAAGUGGUCCUGUUCUAGGUCUAGCUCCCUCAGCCUUGACACGAAUACAUUAGGACAAGGUCAGGACUAUUUCAGCUCUUUGUUUGCUGACUCGAAGAAGAAUGCCCAACAUCCCAGACCCUUGGAGAGACAGGGAAGGACACCGUCAGCAGCUGAAGACUACAUCUCUUCUGCAGCCAGGCACAGUGCUAUUGGCAACUUAAAAAUUGCAGAAGUUCAUUCAGGUGGUCAUUUUGUGAAGAUCCUUAACUGUUCCCCUGAUAAAGAAGAGGGCAUUGGGGAGUAUACACUCCAGCAAAAUGUCAACGGCCAUCCAGUAACAGUAUUCAAAUUCCCACCGAGGAUCAGAAUGAAGGCCAAUUCUACUGUAACUGUAUGGACAGCAGAUGCUAAAGUGCCUCAUAAACCUCCAUCAGAUUUUCUUUGGAAGGAGCAAGAUAGGUUUCAAACAGGCCCAGAGUGUACUACCAUUCUUUGUGAACCUAACGGUCAAGCUGUUGCUUGGUACACACCUGUUCAUUGGAACAGAAGGCAAGACUGGAAAGAGCAAGAAGAUGAUGAAUACCUUAAGAGCAGCAAAAAGCCAAUUAUACCAUCAAAAAUGCAAAGAGAUGAAUGGGAAAAGGAACCAGAGUCUGUGAUAAUUGAUACAGAACAGGAAGGGGGUGUCCAAGGUCAAACAGAGGAAAGAGGACCGGUUUUCAUUAAAAGAGAAAAAAAGAUCCCAGCAACCCUGUUCCCUACUCGGAAUUCUUGGUGCCGAAGUCCAGCCUCUCCCACGCACCCUCACUUUUCUCUGCUCAGACCAUUAACCAUGGGCAAUGAUGGCAGCAGUCUAUGCAGGCAGUCCAGGUGUCAGUCAGCAAAACCUGACCCAGCACCAGGCACUCUGUAUGCGGGAACCAGCCGGGGCAGAAACACAGCUACAGGAAGUUUUAAUGGAAAAAGUAGAAGGCUGACCCGGUCAGCAGGGGAGGAGGAAAUGCAAAUCUAAUGAACAAUGGGAUGUCCCAUGGUGUGGGGUCCAAUCAUCAGCUCUUAAGAGAGAGAGAGAGAGAGAGACUGCAACUUGUAAGGAGUCUUAUUGAUUUUGAAAAGGAUGAGCUCAGUCGGAGGGACUUCAGAUUAUCUUCUUCAGGCAGAAGCAGAGGCAAUGGUCUGCUUCAGGUGUUUUCUAAUAGAAAAAAAGGCACUAAUCAAAAAAAAAAGUCUGCUCAUCUUUUAGUUUGGCAUUUACUGAAGAACCUAGAAAGUGCUAAUUUCAUUCUCCACCCUUUGCCACUAGCACUUCUGCAGCUGUUUCUGCUGUUCAUGGGAACACAUUUUGCAAUAGCACAUUGUGUCAGGCAAUCCUACCUCCUGUGAUCAAGGACAUUUGCAUUUAAAGACACUUUCUCAUGACAAAAAUAUACCUUCCUCGUAUGGGUUUGACUGUGUCAGUGCUAUAUAGACAGAGUUGGGAAAGCAUUGAAAGGUUAAAAUACUACUCAGAUAAUAGAAACAGAAACAGAAGUUCAGUUGCUCGCCCAGCCCUGCUGUCUGGCCAUUGGGUGGAAGGGGAUGGUGAAAAGGGCACUCUUAGCUCUUCCCAGAAUUCUUCUGUGGCCCUGUAAGUAGUGGAGGAUGGUAAACAGGACUGGCUUAUCCCAGAGCUGC